Molecule: messenger RNA, 1242 nt
Organism: Penicillium verrucosum
Lineage: Eukaryota; Fungi; Ascomycota; Eurotiomycetes; Eurotiales; Aspergillaceae
Exons: 2
Coding region: 1-1242 (413 amino acids)
Source: RefSeq, a predicted model, not a curated record
AUGACUAGAACAGAACAGACGAGACCCGAUCCUGACUAUACCGGUCCCAAAUGGCGGCAACGUGAAUACCCUGAUCAUCAAGGUGACACCGUCAUUCUUGGAAAGAUUGCUUCCAGUGAUCGUGAAUAUCAUCAACCAGAAGGACGAGAUGCAUUUCGACUUCAGAUUUACAGCAAACCCCCCAUAAAACCAAAGGAUUUUCAAAAUUUGCACGACUACUUUUUCCAAGAACUGGUACAUGGAUGUUUCAUGGAAAUCUACUCCUACAGCCCACCCGACGCCCUCGCCUGCGUUGAACACCAACGGCGGGAGAUUGCCUACCGCAAGUGUCUCCAUGCUCAAACAGAAAAUUCUCCCGAAGUGUUGCCGCUAUUGAUUCCAACCCUUCGAGCAAGCACUCAAAAUGAUUUUGGGUCCGGCUUCUGUAUUCUCCUUACAUCGGAAAGCUAUCAAGCUGGCUUUGAUGCAGAGGAGCGGAAUGAUCUUGGAACCGGGCCCCUGUGGAUCAUUUUUAAUCGGAAAUUUCCUAGUGAAAUCCCGAAGUUGAGUAUGAUCACCCGGCUGGGUUCGUCGUUACUGAACUACAACCGUUUUCGAAAGGGUCAGAUUGAAGUGUCCCCUGAAACGAAUGAAACGAGUGCCAAACUCAUCAAUGACCAAGAAUACAUGGAUGACACUGUAUCUGAUCUUCUGAAUGGGGUUUUCAUGAAUUUUGUCAACCUCGGCGACAUGGGUUUGCGGCCGGCAAUCAUCUCUCAGCUUGGCUUCAACAAGUCGAUUCGCCUCCAGUUCAAAACUCCUAGCUCAUCAUCAUUGUCCUGCCUGCUCUCUCGGCGCAACGAGUUUCCCGUCGGUGCUUUACACAAUUUCGACGCUGAUACUCGCCAAGAACGAACAUUGCCUUUCGGCAUUGGCGACCAUGCAUACGAGCCCAUUGCACACAAAUUCUUCGCAGUGGUUCUUGAUAGACCAUCAUUUAUCACACAGCCAGACGUUUCGUUUUUCACCGUCUUGAAUGAGUUGCAAGAAGAGAUGGAGCCGACCGAGAUUAAUCUUGUGGAUGUUAAACGCAGUGCGGGUAUCCCCGAAGUCGCGAGGCGGCUUGCUAUGCUUGCUGUGGAGGAGGGGCUUACCGACAAGCCUAAGAGAACACUGACGCCCGAAGAGCAUCGAUCUUUGAUGAUGAUAUCAAUGUCAUCAGAGUAUCAAUCAUGGUUAGAUAUGGCCCGUGAAAACGAGUGA